AUGCCAAUCAAGCUGCCCAAGGGUUUUCAGCGACGGAAAUCUUCAGGCAAUGCCUUGGAUGAAGUCCGUAAUCCUCCCGACUCUCACUCCUCCUUCAGGGUCUUGGAGCGGCCCGGCAGCAAAGAAAAGUCCUUUGAUGGUGGCCUUUCGAUGAGAAUGGCUUCGGGUGGAGCACCAAGGCCACCACCGAAAGACCAUGAUGAUCACGAAGAAGACGACAUAUUUGUGGGAGCGCGCCAGGAUGUGAGCAAUCGUGGAAGUGGUGGGACAGAACGUUCCCAUUCUACUGCCCCCUAUGACAGCGGUGCAUCUUCUACUCGACUCAGCAUCUCCUCCACGAAUCCAUCAUCCGUCGACACGAGGUCGGAUAAAGAUAAAAAUCUUCAUACUUCUACACAAAGGUCACCCAACGACGUUCCUGUCCCGCCACCCUCGGCAGCCAAACCGGCGUUUUUGCGCAGUCCAGGCCGGACAUUCUCUUUUGGAAUUGUGAGAGGCAGUCGAGGGUCACCGACGGGCUCACCGGGUGCCCAUGUAGUGAUCGAUAACAACAGAAGCAGGGCGGUCACAACAAGCACUGCCAGCACUGCCAGCACCGCGACACCUCCGCGACUUUUCGAUUCUGACCUAGCACUGGAGAAUUCCGAGUUGGAUGGCUUCGGCAACAUGUUCGACCAUAUUGGGUCUAGCCCAGGCUCUGCCCCUGUCCGGCCGAUACAGGAAGAGGAACCUAUGUCCUCCCCUUCGACCAGCUACCCUCCUACAAGCUACCCUGGCGCAGCUGCAGUGCGUUCCAGCAGAACGCCUGUACCUUCUCCUAUCCGGACAGAUGGCGCCCAAGGUGUCGAGUCCUCCCCCUAUUCAUGGAACUCGCAUGAUUCGCAGGAUGGCUUAAUGCGAUCUCCAAGCCCUUCGAAGACUAUCACUCAAGGGGGUCCUGCCAGGGAGCGUGAAAACAGUCUACAUAGGUCUCGUCAUAGUCCUCUCUCGUCAAGGUCUGUCCUUCCUUCGAGGAAGCCAGUCGGCCAACGAGCCCCAGCACAAGAGGAGGAUGAACGACCAGUGGCACUGAUGCAAUCGAGAUCGAGGGACAGCAACCUGAUGUCAACCAGUCCGAUCAGAGAAGCGACUGAAGCAUUGUCGCCAAGCUCGACGCAUAGCGCAACGUUCGAUCCUGCCAUCGCAGCCGAUGCCCAACUCGCCAAUAUGUACCAAGAGACCAAAGUCCCUCCCCCGAAACCAGUCUCCUCUAACAAGGUGAUGACGCCGGCUCAAUGGGAACAAUACAAACAGCAGAAGGAAAUGGACCGAAGGUUGGGUGCUUUGUCUGAUGACAGUGACUCGAACGUAAGCGAUGACUAUGAGGACGAUGACGAGAUUGAGCGUGAUCGUCGAGCUACAAAGCAGCGGCAGAAGCAGGAGGCUCAUUUGGCUGUUUACCGUCAGCAGAUGAUGAAAGUGACGGGUGAAAAGCUAUCAUCUGGAACCGAGAGUAGCUUGGGCACAAUGAAGCUCGGAAACGGAAGCUCCAAUGACCUUAACAAUCAAUUGUCUCAUCUGUCAAUGGAUUUGAAACAACCUGGCAGGAGCAGCGGAGAGGAUGAAGAUGAAGAUGAGGACGUUCCACUGGGCAUCCUAGCGGCGCAUGGAUUUCCAAACAAGAAUCGGCCACCGACUCAACUUUCGAAAUUGCCCUCAAAUCCCAACCUCAGAGUUGUAAGUCAGAGCCAAGCUGCGUCAUCUGUGGUGAGUCAAGCUCCGAAAGGGCCUAACCUGCCCGUUUUUGCACGGCAUCUGCCUCAAGACCCUUAUUAUGGAGCUGGCCUCGUCAGUUCUUCCAUUCGAGAGUCUCUGUCGAUCCACCCUGCCAGCCCUGCUUUAGGAGCAGGUCCGUCGACCGCUCACCCUGUACAUCCAGCAGGUCUUGUUGGAGUCAUUGCUGGAGAGGAACGAGCGCGCGCGGCGAGAAGAGGUAGCCCUAAUGCAUCAGGCACUUAUGACAUGCCUGCGCCGCCCCCGGGAAUGCUACCCAGGUCACAAAUCGCUGGCAAUUUGUCUACCAUGGGAUAUCCCAUGGGCAUGCCAGGGAUGCCAGGGAUGCCUCCAAUGGUGAGCCCUGGGGAGCAAGCGCAGAUCCAAAUGUCCCAACAAAUGAAUCAAAUGAUGCACAUGCAAAUGCAAUGGAUGCAGCAAAUGCAGCAGAUGAUGGGUGGACAGGGACAGCCUCCGCCAGGCAUGCCGCCUCAGCCUGGUCAGCAACGGCCACAGUCUGUUCAUAUGCAGCAAUCAUCAGGCCCUCAGCUGGCGUCGAGGACCAUGAGUGCUCUCCACUCGGGGAUGGCGCCAUGGAACUCCAGCCCAUCGUUUGUGCCAGCCAUCAACAUCAACGGCGGGUACUACACCCCAUCGAUUGCGCCCUCAGAGCGUAGCAAUGUUGGACUUGCACCGAGAUAUAGACCGGUGUCGAUCGUUGGCGAGCCAGAUGCCUCCUCCACAAGACGAUCGUCUACAUUUACCACAUCAACCUACCGACCAUGGUCACAAGGCGACAAUGUACCUCGAGCAUCAAUGCAUGGAGCGAAACCGUCGGUCAAUACUCUUGGCCGAAGAUCACCGCUGGCAAAACAGGACGAUGACGACGAAGAGCAGGGAUGGGCAGAAAUGAAGUUGCAGAAAGAGAAGAAGCAAAAGAACAGGGCUCUUCGGAAGGGACAGAACCCUCUUCAAGAGCUCUACACCAACGCCCCGUAA
Capronia coronata CBS 617.96 is the source of this 2751-nucleotide messenger RNA. RefSeq lists its product as uncharacterized. The coding region runs from base 1 to 2751 and encodes 916 amino acids. The record is from RefSeq and is a predicted model, not a curated record. The transcript is spliced from 3 exons. Lineage: Eukaryota; Fungi; Ascomycota; Eurotiomycetes; Chaetothyriales; Herpotrichiellaceae.